Plectropomus leopardus (leopard coralgrouper) is the source of this 778-nucleotide messenger RNA. The record is from RefSeq and is a predicted model, not a curated record. Lineage: Eukaryota; Metazoa; Chordata; Actinopteri; Perciformes; Serranidae.
UAUUCCUACACACUGAGCUGACUGAAUAAAAAGCUGAAAAAUAUCCUUCAUCCUGUGAUUUUUCUUCGUUUUAAGACGGUUACCUUCUGCCUCUGUCUUUAUUCACUCUAGAGUGAUAACCAGGUUGCCAUGGUGAUCCUCCUGCAGCAUAGCAACAACCUCAGCAUCGGCCAUAGCUCAGUGUCGGACCCCACCGCCGCCGGCGCGCUGAGCCGGGCGGGUCACACCGCGGCGGCCGUUGUCCUCGGGUUCAUCCUGGUGCUGGGUUUCCUCGGUAACUUCCUCGUGCUGUUGGUGUUCUCGCGCUUUCCCGGGCUGGUGACCCCAGUGAACCUGCUGCUGAUCAACAUCAGCAUCAGCGACAUGCUGGUCUGCAUCUUCGGGACUCCCCUCAGCUUCGCGGCCAGUGUGCGCGGCAGGUGGCUGACCGGGUCCUACGGGUGCCGGUGGUACGGUUUCUCCAACGCGUUUUUCGGUAUGGUGUCCCUUGUGUCCCUCUCUCUGCUGUCCUUAGAGCGAUACACUGUGGUGCUCAGCAGUACACAGUCAGACUCCUCUCAGUACCGCAGGGCCAGACUCGCUGUUGCGGCCUCAUGGUUCUACUCGCUGGUCUGGACUCUGCCGCCUCUGCUGGGCUGGAGCAGGUCUGUGCUGCCCAAACAUUAACCCAUCCCUUUACUCACUAGAUCAUUCACUCAGACUGAUUAUGCUAAAACUGCUGGUGCUGGUUUAUUCACCUAACCCCUUGAAACUUGAGCAUAUUGGCUUGAUUUCUUUC